This is a messenger RNA of Liolophura sinensis, 2635 nucleotides long. RefSeq names its product kanadaptin-like. Bases 1 to 2322 code for a protein of 773 amino acids. NCBI's taxonomy places the organism in Eukaryota, Metazoa, Mollusca, Polyplacophora, Chitonida, Chitonidae. The record is from RefSeq and is a predicted model, not a curated record. The transcript is spliced from 13 exons. Gene Ontology annotation, molecular function: RNA endonuclease activity producing 5'-phosphomonoesters, hydrolytic mechanism; protein binding.
AUGGCUGAUCAAAGCCUGGAGAAUAACCAAAAUGAGAGGUCAACGUUUGCAAAAGUUAUUCCCUCAGAUGACAGUGUCGACUUCAAACAGUCUGAGAAGGCGAUGGAUGCUGGAUCUAUAGAUAGAAUAGAGUGUUCUCAAGGAAAUGACAAAGCAGGACUCACAGAUUCCUUUAAAGUACCGGAAAAGAUUGUAUUUCAACUCCCUGUUAAAAGUAGAAAGCCAGAUCCUUCCAUAACACUUUCAGAUUCGUCAGAUACAACCGAAAAGACGUAUAGGAACAAAAACACAAUUUCCCGUGAAAACAAUGUUCGUUGUUCAGACGAGAAAGUAACUGCUGAUAAAGACUGUACAAAUGACGAUAAAAAUGACGACAAUGCCAAAUCAGUGAAACCUAUUUCUACUCAGAAAUGUGUUCAAAGCAUAAGCCAUAAAUAUGCUUUUCCAGCUCAGCAACUUUCACAAGGGACAAUUCCUUACAAGGAACCAUCUUGGGGUGGGCCAUGUGAGGAACAAUACAAAUUUGAAGUGCUUAAGAAUGGAACAAUGUUGGAAGAUGUUGAUCUGACAACAAAAUCUUUCUAUGUUAUUGGUAGACUACCGAGUUGUGAUGUGACUAUGGAGCACCCAUCUUUGUCACGUCACCACGCUGUAGUUCAGUACUGUUCGCAAACUUCAGAGAAACAUGAACAGGGCUGGUAUCUCUAUGACUUAGACAGCACGCAUGGCACAUGGAUCAACAAGAUCAAAAUCCGUCCCAAAGUUUACAACAGGUUGCGUGUUGGACAUAUGAUUAAGUUUGGCGGCAGUAGUAGGCUCUUUAUCUUACAGGGCCCAGAAAAGGAUGCUGAGGCAGAAUCUGAAUUGUCAGUGACAGAACUAAAAGAACAACGUGAGAGGCAGAAGAGAGAAGUGGAAGUAUUGAGAUUAGCUGAGCUAGAGGAAAAUGAGAAGAAACUGGCAGAACAAGAAAAGCGGAGAGAGUUGACAGGUUGUUCUUGGGGGUUAGAUGAAGAUGAUGUGAUAGAAGAGACUGUGGAAAAUCCAUUCUCAACACUAGAUAAUGAAGAGCUGUACAUAAAUGACCCCAAGAAAAGCCUAAAGGGUUACUUUGAAAGGGAAGGUUUAGAUCCUCCAGAGUAUGAGAUAUCUGAGGCAGGAUUUGGAAAGUACAAAUGUCAGGUGGAAUUGCCGAUAGACACCCCGACUGGCCAUCCUAUGAUAGCAGAGGUUUGUGUGUCUGGGAAGAAGAAGGAAGCUGUUGUGGAGUGUGCACUGGAGGCUUGUCGUAUCCUCGACCGCCAGGGCCUGCUGAGAAAUGCCACACAUGAGAGUAAGAAAAGGAAGCAGAAGAACUGGGAAGAUGAUGACUUUUAUGACAGCGAUGAGGACACAUUCCUGGACAGAACAGGGGACAUUGAGAAGAAGAGAAGCAUGAGGAUGCAGAAAGCUGGCAAGAUGGAGAAUAAAGCCCAGACGUAUGACUCACUGAUGAAACAGCACGAGGCAGUGGUUGCUGAAAUGGACGAAAUUCAAGCCAAAUUGGACAAGGCAAAAAAAGAUGCUGAAGCUGCUGAAGCUAAUGAUAUUGAUGCCCUCGAUGCUUACAUGUUGUCAAUCAAAUCGGGAGCCAUGGAUACCAAAACAAAGAUGAAACUGAAGUGUCGGCAGCUUGAACUAAAGAAAGAAGAAUUGCGUUUGAGAAAACUUAUCAACAUUGCCAAACCAGCAUCACUUCCAGAAUUAAAACAGCAAAUCCCGGCAUCAGUAAAACCAGUUGACAAGAAAGGGCUUCCAAUUAUUGGAAAAAGGAAAAUGGUGGAACCAUCCAAAAAGUUUUCAAGACCUUUACCCAUACAAGAACAGAAGAUGGAAACGGAUGAUUUUGUGGAAGAGAAUGAUGAUGAGGAUGAAGAAAUGGAAGGAAAAACAGACGACGACAGGCAAAAGGGAACUGAACAACCAUCAAAUGCUGAUGUAUCUGUGAGGACUGAUACACUACAUCAAGGGGAGAUAACUGUGACAAGAGAUUCUUCUCCAUCAUCACCAGCUUUCAACAAAGAACCAGCUGCUACCUCAAACACAGACAGGCUGUCAGAAGCUGCGACCUCUGAACAAGAGAUGUCAGGCAAAAAGUCCAAAAAUUAUAACACCUCUGUAGCAGCCCAUUUAUCUCAUAUCAAAAAGAAGCAGAAGACCAUCUCACAGAUGAAGACCCCUGCAGAGUAUGAUGAUGAUGACCCAGACUAUGCAGUCUGGCUGCCUCCAGUUGGCCAGAGUGGAGAUGGGAAAACACAUCUGAAUGAGAAGUAUGGUUACUGAGAAGAUCCUCACCCUGGUUUACAUCAGGCAGCUCAGGUUACAGGGAUACGAGUACAGCUAUAGAUAAGCGAGGCAAUGCACAGGGAAACUAUGAAACAACCAGAGUUAGCUGAAUAUAAGAUCCAUGAUUCAAGCUCAUUGGAGUCAGUGGUUACUGCAAUGGAAAACUUUACAUGUCCUUUGUAAGAAGGAUAAGAACUUUUUUGGAAGAACAUGACACUUUCAAUUGAUUGAAGGUAAUGUUCAGUAUGAAAUAGUAUCUUACUUUCUCAGAAAUUAAGGUGUCCUGUAAAGUUCAGUUUUAUCUGAAUAA